UCUUCCAUAGAAAUUCGUCUUUUUACUUUAUCCGAUUCACCAAAACUCCAGUUCUAUUUUCCUUUUUUUCUUCUUCUUGUUUUUUUUCCUUCAAGCUUUUACCUCGUUUUUAAUUUGAAUCGCUAUUAUGGCUCAGGGAACAAACGAUAUCGAUCGUCUGCAAAAGGUGCUGAAAUUGCAAAGUGAAGACGCUCCACCUAUUUCCGGCAAGGUGAUCCAUGUGGUCAACCAGGUGCCUUUUGAUUGUAUCCUUCACACCGAAGGUGAAGAGUUGACGGCGGCCGACAAAUUACAUCAGAUUGGCGCGUUAAAAUCCAAGGGCGCACGUGGAAGUGAAGAUUUCAGUGAUGCUGCACCUAUUUCCCAUUUGGCCAGACGACGAUCCACCGUACCAGCUUUGGGAGAAUCUCCCAUGUGGCGACUCGCUCAAAGAAGAGGUCAUUCAGCCAUGUAUGCUGGUUUGGACGCUUUGAAGAAGAACUACAAUACCUUGUACAUUGGCGGUACCGGCAACAUCUUGACCAACCACAAGGAUACUAUCCCGGCUGAAGAUGUGGGUCCCCAACAGCGUGAAAGCUUACGACAAUUGUUACGCUCAAGACAUGACAUGAUACCAAUCUUCCUCGAGAGCGAUAUGGCUGCAGGUCAUUAUGAAGGUUACUGCAAGCAAGUUUUGUGGCCCCUCUUGCAUUACAUGAUGUGGGACGAUUCUAUCAACGAAAAGAAAUUCUGGGAGUACUAUGUUGCUGUCAACGAGGUGUUUGCCAAGGAAGUUGCCGAACACUAUGAAGAGGGCGAUAUUGUUUGGAUCCACGAUUACCAUCUGUUGCUCGUGCCACACAUGCUUCGCGAAUUAUUGCCCGACGCUCCGAUCGGCAUUUUCAUCCAUACACCGUUCCCAAGUUCCGAACUUUUCAGAUGCUUGCCUCGUCGUAAGGAUAUUCUCUCAGGUAUGCUGGGAGCCAAUUUGAUCGCGUUCCAGACCUACAAUUACGCUCGUCAUUUCUCUUCCAACUGUACUCGUAUUCUGGGCUACGAAUACACACCUUCCGGUAUUGAUGCCAAUGGCGUUAUGGUCGCUCUGGGCAUCUAUCCCAUUGGUAUUGAUGUCGAACGUACAAAGUACAAUUGUUCCCGUCCCGGUGUCGCUCCCAAGGCCCAGGCCAUCCGUGAGAAAUACGGUGAUAAGAAAAUCAUUGUUGGACGAGAUAAACUCGAUCCCGUCAAGGGCGUCGUGCAGAAAUUGGAAUCUUUUGAAAAGUUCCUCACUGAUUACCCCGAAUGGCGUGAUAAGGUUGUUCUUAUUCAAGUCACUUCCCCUGGCGUCAUUGAUGCUGCUCGUUUGGAAAACAAGGCCGCUGAAUUGGUGAGCCGUAUCAAUAGCAAGUUCGGUUCGCUCGAAUUUUGUCCUGUGGCUCACUUCCAUCAACACAUUGAUCGCGAUGAGUACUAUGCUUUGUUGGAAGUCGCCGACAUUGCUUUGGUGACGCCCAUCACCGACGGAAUGAAUACCGCCAGCUUGGAAUACGUGGUCGCGCAAGAAAAACGCCACAGUCCUUUGAUUCUGUCCGAAUUUACCGGCACCGCUCGCAGUAUGAGUGCGGCGGUGAUUGUUAACCCUUGGGAUUACGCUGGUGUUGCGCGCGCUAUUUCCGAAUGCUUGACCAUGAGUGAUGAAGAGAAACUCAUCAAGUACAAGCAACUUCAAAGCUUUGUGUACUCGCAUACCGCCGCUUACUGGGCAAAAUCCUUGGUCAAAGGUCUCGUCAUCAGCAGCUUGAACCAGAACUGGGGUCCCACCAGCGAAAUCGACAGAGAACGAUUGAAGGUGGAAUACAAGGAAGCCCAGCAUCGUCUCUUGUUCUUUGACUAUGACGGUACAUUGACGCCUAUUGUCGAGACACCAGAAGACGCCAGACCGUCUGAAAAGAUGAUCAAGUACCUUACCAAGCUUUGUGAGGAUCCUCAUAACACCGUGUGGGUUGUUUCUGGAAGAGAUCAAGACACUUUGGAUUCGUGGGUGGGCCAUAUUCCCAACUUGGGCUUGUCGGCCGAACACGGUUGUUUCAUCAAGGAUCCCGGUAGCGAUCGCUGGAUUAGUGUCAUUGAUCAGGUCGAUAUGUCAUGGAAGGAUGAUGUCAAGGAGAUUUUUGAAUACUACAAGGAACGUACGCCUGGCAGUUUCAUUGAAGAGAAACGAUGUGCGCUGACAUGGCAUUAUCGCAAGGCCGAACCUCGUUUCGGCGCCUUCCAAGCCAACGAAUUGCAAAACCACCUGGAACAGAGUAUCCUUGGCAAGUUACCAAUUGAGACCUUGGUUGGAAAGAAGAAUCUGGAAGUGCGUCCGACUCUGAUCAAUAAGGGUGAAGUGAUCAAGCGUGCUGUUGCCCAGCAUCCCAAUGCUGAGUUCACCAUGUGCGCUGGUGACGACAAGACGGAUGAAGACAUGUUCCGGGCUCUUCAACAGGUCGAUGCUGGAGGUGUGAACAUGCUCAGUUUCACCAUCACCAUUGGCCCCGCCGAUAAGAAGACGCUUGCCAAGUGGCAUAUUAAUACCAGUGAAGAGCUUGUUGACUUGUUGGGAACUUUGUCCGAUAACUAAAAAAAAAAAGACGACGCAAGGGUUUAUACAAAGUGUACUAUUACUGUAAAAAUCAUCACCACAUAGCAUAGUUUUUUCUUUUUUUUUCUAAACGUAGAUACAAAACUUUUCGCAUCUAAUGAUAUGCAUUUAUUUUUGAAACCAUGCAUGCCUCUAAUAAACCCCCCCCCCCC
Radiomyces spectabilis is the source of this 2775-nucleotide messenger RNA. RefSeq names its product glycosyltransferase family 20-domain-containing protein. Bases 128 to 2602 code for a protein of 824 amino acids. Gene Ontology annotation, biological process: trehalose biosynthetic process. The transcript is spliced from 6 exons. Gene Ontology annotation, cellular component: alpha,alpha-trehalose-phosphate synthase complex (UDP-forming); cytosol. The record is from RefSeq and is a predicted model, not a curated record. Gene Ontology annotation, molecular function: catalytic activity. Lineage: Eukaryota; Fungi; Mucoromycota; Mucoromycetes; Mucorales; Radiomycetaceae.